GCCAGCUGAUUCACCACCUCGCGAUCUUUCCUAUUUUGCGCAUAAUAACCUUGACAGCCACCGGAGAAGACUGCCACGUGUAUAAAAACUCAGGCAAGACAGUCAAGAACCUCAAGGCAGUCUGUCAAAAAGCUCAAACUUGUCAAUCAGCCAAAAAAAGAGGAAGAAGAAGGGGCCAGCUGAUUCACCACGCGAAGUAGUGGCGAUCCUUUUUAUUUUGCGUAUAAUAUCCUUGACAGCCACCAAAGAAGACUGCCACGUAUAUAAAAAACUCAAGCAAGACAGUCAAGAACCUCAAGGCAGUCUGUCAAGAAGCUCAAAACUGUCAAUCAGCCAAAAGAAGAGGAAGAAGAAGUAGCCAGCUGAUUCACCACCUCGCGGAAUCACGGUCAGCUGAUCCUUAAUUCGUGUAACCUUGACAGCCACCAAGGAAGACUGUCAAGUAUAUAGAAGCUGAGGCCAGACAGUCAAGAAGCUCAAGUUAGUUUGUCAAGAAGCUCAAACCAGCGCAUAAUAACCUUGACGGACAGUAAAGAACACUAUCCGCAUAUACAGAAACGGAGGCCAGACAGUCAAGCUUAAAACAGCCAAAAGAAGAGGAAGAAGAACCUUGACACCCCUUGACAGCCACCGAAGAAGACUGCCACGUAUAUAGAAACCCCAGGCCAGUCUGUCAAGAAGCUCAGGCCAGUCUGUCAAGAAGCUCAAACCAGUCAGUCAAGAGAAUGAAAGGCUACACAAUGCUGCUGCCCUCCCUGAUGCUGCUGGCGCUGACGUGCUGCAUGCUGAGCCCCGCCCCUGCUGCUGAGGCUGUCACGGUGCAGAAAAGCCCUUUCGUGGGCUGUGAGGUGAAUGCCUUCCCCCCUAACAAAAGCGCUGCCGUGCCCAAGUAUGUGAUCAACCUGAAUCUGGCGCCUCAGGACAGGUGGACGCAGCUCAUCACCGACAAGAGGGACCAGCUGAGGGCCCUGGUGUCGGACAUGAGGAACCUAACUCGUGGGCUGCUCGGCGAUUGGCUCUUCAAUGUCGUCAUAAACAACCUGGACCAUCUCACCACCACCCUGCCGUCCCCUUACCGUGAGGAGGUGGAGGGCAUCAGCAAGGCAUCGGGGCUACUUGUGUCUGAGGUGACCCUGUACAACAUCUUCUACGAGGUGUUCACAUUCUGCACCUCCAUCAUCGGACAGGACGCGAACGGCAAGCUGUACCAUGGAAGGAACCUCGACUUUGGCCUCUUCCUGGGGUGGAACCCCAAGGAGCACACGUGGAAGGUGGCGGAGUUGCUCAAGCCCUUGGUGGUGCAGCAGGAGUGGCAGCGCGACGGCAAGACUGUCUAUGAGUCCGUCAACUACGCUGGCUAUGUGGGGGUGAUGACCGCUGUGAAGAAGGACAAGUUCACCUUCAGCCUGGACGAGAGGUUUGUCAUGGAAGGCGGUUACGUUGGACUGCUGGAAUGGAUGCUGCUGGGUGAUCAUAAGCAGAAAUGGAACGCCUUCAUAACGAGGGAGGUGAUGGAGGGGGCGGAGACGUACGAGGCAGCCAAACACAUGCUCUCCCACACCCGACUCCUGGCACCUGUCUACUUCAUCCUGGGCGGGGCAAAGCCGGGGCAGGGCACCAUCAUCACUCGCUGGCGGGAUAACUUCCACACCGAUGACCUCUCCACCAAACUAUCCACCUCUUCCUCCUCCUCCUCCUCUGCCUGGUUCCUGGUGGAGACAAACUACGACCAGUGGGUGAGUCCGCCCUUCUACGACGACCGACGCACCCCUGCCGUCCACUGUCUCCGGGCCGCUGGGCGGGCAAACAUGUCCCUGCCCCUGCUCUACAAUGUGCUCUCCACACGCCCGGUGCUCAACAAGCUGACGACCUACACCAGCCUAAUGCAGGUCAACAGUGGGGAGAUCGGUGCCUGGCUACGCUCAUGUGAUGACCCGUGCUGGCCAUGGUAGGCUGGGAGGGUCAUUGACUGUGUGAGUCUUCCCCCUCCCCCUUCCCUUCUCUACCUCUUUACUCUUUCUCUAUUUAUUGUCUUCCUCCCUGAUCCUUAACCCUUAAGGUGCGGGGUUGUAUGCCGUGCCUGUCCUCCCACGUGGGCAUAUUCAGGCUAAAACAUACCUCACUUCAACCUUGCAUACCUUUACUGCUACAAAACACACGUGACUGAAUGAAGUAUCAUUGUAAAGUACAUACCCUCACCUGUCCUUUGACGUUAAUUUGAAAUCUAUAUGACCAUUGGUAGAGUGAGUACAGAAUAUUGAAUAAGAUCACUGAAAAUGCAUUAUUAUAGACAGUUUUCCACCCUUAGUGGACUUCCCUUCUAUGAUUUAGUAAUAAAAGGCAUAAACUUUAUACAGUUUAUGUGAAAAACACCCAAAAAAACUUAACUUAUGAGCUUUCCUGAUGUCCUUGAUUUGUUCUGAGGUCAAAUGGCCCCCAUCUUAUUGAUGAAAUUCACUGGAAGGUGAGAGGAGGUGGGAUGUCUAGCGGACAUCUUCUCAAAGCUAACACUGGCAUACACUGACCAAAAAUUAGUCAAGAGAGCAUGGUUGGGUAUUGUUUGAAAGAAAAUGACAUGCUUACUCUACUUCACAAACAAAUUUGUCAACGCGUUAAGUGAAAAACUGGCUUGUCGACUAUUGUCGACACCCACGGUUUGAGUCCAGGCACCAGCCGUUGACAAUUGUCGACACCCGCGCUUUAAGGGUUAACCUCUUUUAGUUUUCUUUUUUUCUUCCUUACUUUCUAUUAUCUCUUCCUUCCAUCUCUUUCUUAUCUCCUUCUGUUAUAUUCCUUUCCUCUUUUCUUCCUUUCUUUCCUUCUCCUUUCCUCUCCAUCCCAUCUCUUUUUCUUCUGUUCCGUCUGUUUCUUCUCCUCUCCAUCUCCUUCCUUCUCCUCUUCCUUACAUUCCAUCCCUUCCAUUUCCUUCCUUUCUUCCAUUCUAUCUCCCCCUUCCAUGUUUCCCUCCAUCUCCUUUCCUUCAUUUUCCUUUCAUCCCCAUCCCUCCCAUCUCCUUGCUUCUCCUCUUCUUCCCAUUCCAUCUUCUUUUUCUUCCUUUUUUUUUCCAUUACUUUCUUUCCAUCUCCUCAUCCUUCCUUUCCAUUUCUUCUUUCCUUGUUCCUUCCCAUCUCCUCUUUCUUCCUUUUUUCCUGUACUUUCUUUCCUCCAUCUUCUCUUCUUUCCUUUCCAUCCUUUCUUUCCUUCUUCCUUCCCCUCUCCUCUUUCUUUCUUUUUCCAUAACUUUUUUUCUUCCAUUUACUCUUAUUUCCUUCUUCCAUCUUCCAUUUCCUCUUCCUUCCCCUUAAGUGUCUUACGGAGGCUGUGACAUGUUAUUAGUGUGGGCUCAGAACUCUUCCCUUCCCUUCACUUCACUUCACUUCACUUCACUUCCCUGCCCUUCCCUUCCCUUCCCUUCCCUUCCUGUUGCAGAAACCAAAGACUGAGACAUGGCAUUGCAUAUAUGAUCACUGAAUGGCUCUCUUAGUGUUACGAAUUGAUGGAUUGCUGGGUUAACUUGGAUGAGGUGGAUUUGAAGUGUAAUGGAUUGGCUGGGAAUGUGUGUGUGUGUGUAUUUACCUUGUUGUAUUUACCUAGUUGUGAAAUACAGGAAAAGAGCUGUACUAGGCUCGUGCUGUCCCGUCUCCAUAACGCUUAUUUUCCAGUUUGGCUUUAAAUUCAUGAAUCGUUUUUGCACACACAGUCUCCUCGUCAAGUUUGUUCCAUGUUGUUAUACUUCUGUAUGGAAAACUGUAUUUCUUGAUGUCUCUCCUACAGAUGCUCUUCUUCAAUUAUUUGCUAUUCCCUCUUGUCUCCCUCCUAUCACGUACCACUAAGUCUUCCCUGUCCAAUUCCUCCAAUCCCUCUUGUAUCCUGUAUAAUGCUAUUAGGUCCCCUCUCUCUCUUCUUCUUUCCAGUGUUGUUAGUCCCAAUUUCUCCAGUCUUUCUUCAUAAGUAUGUUCUCUCAGAGUUUCUGGUAGUCUGGUCGCUGCUCUCUGUAUUCUUUCCAACUUUCUAAUUUCUUUCUUCAAUCUAGGUGACCACACUAAUACUGCAUAUUCCAGUCUUGGAUAUAUCAUCGAUGUUAUUAGUUUCUUCACCAUUUCUUCGUCUAGAUAUGUAAAUGCUGCUUUUAUGUUUCUAAGAAGAUUGUAUGUUUCCCCAGUUAUCCGAUUUAUAUGCUUUCCAAAGUAUAGCUUGUCUGUUAUGACCACUCCCAGAUCUCUUUCCUCUGUUGUGUGUGUGAGUGGAUGUGAAUCUAAUGUGGAUGAGUGGAUAGCAUUGUUAGACUGGUGUCUCUUAGUGUUGCAGUGAUGGGUUAACUUGUAUUAUUAGGUGGAUUUGAAGGUGUGGAUGGAGUGGGUAUAUGUGUGUUUGUGUGUGUGUGGAUAGGAGUGAGUGGCAGUGGUGGGCACCACUAACCAAAAAGUUAGCUUCGCUAACUUGUAGGGUGAGGUGGACACAACCCGUACUACUAGUGGGAAAUAUUCAUUAAAAAUCUGUAUUUGCCCUAACAGGCAAAACAAAGAGUGCAUAAUACUCCUCAGGAAAUGGCCUUCCUUUAUGAGUAUCUGUUGGGCUUCCCCAGAGAAUAUUUUUUCUCCAUAGGAAGGUUUUAUUUUUAUUUCAAUUGCUGAACGGCUUGUGACCAGGGGGUCACGGCUCGUACACGAGGUGUUCACGGCACGUACAAUUUUAUAAAUAAAUUUCUUGUAAAUCUGGCUUUGCACCAAGACUCAAACCCAAAUGCCUAUAGUAAUCCUUAGGCUGUGGGCUUCCUUUGAGGUAUCAGUUUAGAUUGUUUGGACUUCCAAUUAUGCAAGUGAUGACAGUGUUUUAAGUCGUAAUUUUUAGGUGGUUUUCUAUGCUCGUCAAUUGUAACCAGGCCUUACAAUAACAUUCUGCAUCCACCAGCUGUGCGACUCGUGAACUAUGCACAUGUUUGUUUACAAGAUUCCCACGAACACAAAAACUCGGCACAACAAUAUCUUUCCAUGCAAAUAUCUUUUCAAUAUGAUCAUAUUCGCCAUGGAAACCUUCACCAGCAAAGUUAAGACAUAUUCACAAUCACCAUACACUAUACUAUGAGGCGAGAAAAUUGCAUCAGACAACUCGAAAAUUUAAAAACUCGCCUAGCAUUUUCAGGCGUGAGGCUUGCGGCAUGAGAUGGUUGCGUCAGCUGUUGGUGUCUCAUUUUCUUUCUACUGUAGGAAGCGAGACUCUCCUCGAUGAUUUACUUCAACAAGACGGCCUUUGUACGUCUCGUGACCGUGUACGAGUUAUGUCCACCUCACCCUAAUCCACUAACUAAAAAGUUAGCUUUGCUUACGCUAAACCAUUGAACUAAAUAAGUGGGAGCUAACACUAACCAUUAACCGCUAACAUUUUUAUAUGGAUUUAGCUUUGGUUUAGUAUUUUGGCUCUAAAACCCUAAAAAACACACCUAAUGACCUGAAACUUCUAUGUUAUAGCUUAGACAAUAAGUUUCCCAAAUAAUUGUCCAAUUACUCUACUUUAAGGCGUAAUUUUCCGAAAAGUGGAAGCCCUAGAAUCAUUGCGCCAUGUGGCUCAACUGGUGCUGUGUCUGCCCACAACAGACAAGAACAAGCCUCUAUGAAUUUUUAAGUGGACGUAAGUUAGCGGAGGAGGAGCUACAUUUAGCCGAAGCUAGUUGGUCCACUGUUUCCAAAGUUAGCGAAAACGCUAAUCAGCUAACGAAAAUGUUAGCUUUGCUAAUUAGCUGUUAUUGGAUUAGCGGAACCAUGCCCACUACUGGUGAGUGGAUGGGAAACAGGUGGAUGAGUGGAUAGCAUUAUUAGAUAGCUCUCUCUCUCAGUGGAUGUGAAUGGAAGGAUAACAGAACAGGAGUGGAUGGGAGACUUUGGUGGAUAGAAAGGAUAGAAAAAUGGCAGCAAAUAAGAGUGAGGGAAAGAAAGGAAGGAGAGAAUGUGAGGGUGACAAAAAUAAAUGGAUAGAAAAGGGAGAAAAAUGAUACAAUAAAAGAAUAAGGGAAAGGAAGGAAGGAGGGAAGAGAAUGGAGAAUGACAGAAGUAAGAGUGAAUGGAAAAGAAUGAUAGGGAGUGAGAAAGAGGGAAAGAGAGAGAGGGAGGGAGAGAACAGAAAUAUGGUAGAGAGAUAAGAGUGGAUGAAAAUAAACUUAGGGAAAGAGAGAGAGAGGAAUGGAGUGGAGUGUAGCCAUAACCUGUAGUGGAGGGCGUGAGAGAGAGAGAGAGAGAGGAAGGGAGAGAGAAAGGACAGGAUAUGGCACAGAGAUAAGAAUGGGUGAAAAUAAUGUCAGGGGGUGAGGGAGAGGAAGAGAGCGAGGGAGGGGAAGGAGGGAGAGGAAAGAGGGAGAGAAGAUAAUGGAGAAGGAAGGAGUAAGGGAAAAGGAAUAAAAAAGGAAUAACACAGAGAAACAAAAACAAAACAAAAAUGAGGAAGAAAGUAAUGAAAUAAUAAACCCAAGAGGAGUAGGAGAAAGUAGAAAUGAAAGAGAGAGAGAGAGAGAGAGAGAGAGAGAGAGAGAGAGAGAGAGAGAGAGAGAGAGAGAGUUAUAUAGAGAUAAGAGAAGAGAAAAACUAAAACAUAUGAAAAAAGAAAAAUGAGGAGAAGGAGAUAUGGAAAGAAAGAGUAGGAGGGAGGGAAGAGAAUAGGAGAAGGAAGAAGAAAGGGAAGGGAAGUGAAAAAGGAAUAACAGAGAAACUUAAAUGAAGAAGAAAAGAAAGAAAACUGAGAGUGGGAGGAAAUACUGAAAGACUUUAGAAUUUAGCAUCAAAAUAUGUCUCUAAGAAGACUAAGAAAAAGGGAAGGGAAGAAGAUGGGAGAAAGAGUAAAAGGAGUGAAGUAAAAAAGGAAUAACACACAAACCAAAACAUAAUAAGAAGAAAAGAAAAAAAAAGAGAAGAAGAAAUCAAAACCCUUUAUUUAGAGUUUAAUAUCAAAAUCAUGCACCUAAGAAGAGAGGGUUGGAGGAGGGGAAGAGAAGAGAAACGAAGGGAGAAAGAGUGAGGGGAGUGAAGUGAAAAGGAAUAAGAAAGAAUAUGAAGAAGAAUAGAAGUAAAAAAGAGAGAGGGAAAGAAGAAAUCAAAACCCUUUAUUUAGAGUUUAGUAUCAAAAUCAUGCACCUAAGAAGAGAGGGUUGGAGGAGGGGAAGAGAAGAGAAAGGAAGGGAGAAAGAGUAAGGGGAGUGAAGUGAAAAGGAAUAAGAAAGAAUAUGAAGAAUAGAAGGAAAAAAGAGAGAGGGAAAGAAGAAAUCAAAACCCUUUAUUUAGAGUUUAAUAGCAAAGUCAUGUACGUAAGAAGAGAGGGAGGGAGGGAGUGAAGGCUUUUAAAAGUAUUAUUUAUAGAACUUAAGGCAACAUUAUUUUACUAUGCAGGGAACUUACCAUUGAUCAUAGAGUUAGUUGAUGUUAGUUUCUUUUUGUAUAUCAUUUACAGAGAAGGAGGAGGAGAGAGGAGAGAUAGAGAGAAAAAGGAGAAGAGAGAUGAAGUGUAGGAAGAAAGGAGGGAGGAAUAGAACAGAGGAGGAGGAGAACACAGAUAAAGAAAAGAAAGGAGAAUAAGCAGAGGAGAGAUGAGGAUAGAUAAUGAAAGGAGAGAAGGUGGAGAGAGAGAGAGAGAAGAAAUGAAGGUUGGAAAGAAAGGAAGAAGGAAUGGAACAGAGGAGGAGGAGAAAACAGAUAAAGAAAAGAAAGGAGGAGGAGGAGAGGAGAGAGGAAAGAUGAUGGAUAGAAAGAAAGAAGAGAAGGAGAAGGAGAGAGAAAAAUGAAGGUUAGGAAGAAAGGAGGAUUAGAAUAGAGGUCAGUUCAGUAAGGGGGAGAAAAUAAAGAGAGAAAGAAAGGAGAGAGAAGAUAUUAGAAGUAGAAAGAAAGGAGAGAGAAGAUAUUAGAAGUAGAAAGAAAGGAGGGAGAGAUGAGGAAGAUAAAGAAAGGAGAGGAGCAGAGAGAUGAUAGAUAAAAAGAGAUUGAAGAUUGAGAGAGAGAAAGGAGGAAGGGUAGAAAGAAAAGAGAAAUGGAAGAGAGAGAGAGGAGAAUUGAGGAUUAGAAAGGAAAGAGGAGAAAACAGAUCAAGAAGAAGGUGGAGAUAGGAGAAAACAGAUAAAUAAAAAAAGGAAGGAAUAUGAAGAGAGGAGAUAUAGACGAUUAGAAAGAAAGGAGGGAUGAAAUAGAAGGAAAAAACAAGUAAAGAAAGAAAGGGGGAGGAGGAGGAGAGGAGAAAACAGGUAAAUAAAUAAAGGAAAGAAUAUGCAGAGAGGAAAAAUGAGGGUUAAAAGUAAGGAGGGAUGAAGUAUAAGCCAGUUUAGGUUAUGUAUUAGUCGAUAAGGUUUACUAAGGAGUCAUAUACAGUAAUACCCUGGUUUACAAGUGUACUGAUUUACGAGCAAAAAAAAAAAAACUAAAAAUGCCAUGGUUUCCGAGCAGUGACUUGGUGUACGAAUAUCCUGUUUGCACGAGUUGAAGACGUAAGCGUGGGUUCCCUUUGUUUGCUGCAAGACGAGAGCACUCAGAGCGGAAAACAGUGGGAAUGGAGUCUCAGUCAGCUUUGUACACUUGCAGAGGUAGCACCUGCACACUUGUGUCCACUUACGUUUGUGCUCUAAUGUGCGAUCUUUAGGGUUUCAGCACAACACUUACUUACAGUUUUCGAUUACGAGUUUUUUGAUUUGUGAGCAAAAUUCCGGAACGAAUUAAGCUCGUAAACCAAGGUAUGGCUGUACAUAUCUUCUUAGCCUCGUUUGUGCUGUUGAGGGAAGCUAAAGUCUGUGAUUCGUGCCUGACAGUGAGUGCUGUCUGUGAUGUGUUCAGUUGACGCGUGAGUUGACGGACAGAUUGACUGGCUGGCUGUGCAGAUUUGAGUCAAUUUCUAGUACUGGUUGAGAAUCCCUUAUCCGGAAUUUCUGGGACUGAAAGUGUUGGGGAUUUCAGACUUUGGAGGCUUUUGGAUUUCGGAAUUUCAGAUAAAGGAUUCUCAACCUGUACUACAUUCUCCAUUAAAAAGACAAAUUAGAAUGUUAUGUACCCUAAGUUUGUGUGUGUGUGUGUAUUUACCUAGUUGUAUUUAUCUAGUUGUAGUUUUACAGGGCCUGGGCUUUACGCUCGUGUGGUCCCGUCUCUGUAUCUACAUUUAUCCAACUUUUCCUUAAAGCUUUGCACAUUAAUCGCCGAUACUACAUCCUUACUUAGUCCGUUCCAAACCUUUAUAUUUCUUUGCGGGAAGCUAUAUUUUUUUAUGUCUCUCAAGCAUCUUCCCUUCCUCAAUUUUUUAUUAUGUCCUCUUGUGUUCCUGGUGGUAACUUCUUCUUGAUGAUGGUAUGUAUGUGUGUGUGUGUGUGUGUGUGUGUGCGGAUUUAGCAGUAGUUUCCUCUUUCUGUAAUCUUUAGCCCUGCAUGGUGUUAAAAAUAAGGUGACAAAUUAUUAUUCUUGUCAUUAUUAUUAUUAUUCCUAUUUUUAUUACUAUCAUUUCCAUAACCAUUUCGUGUGCUGUGUGCAAAUAUAGCUUAAGUUAGAGCCUUACAUAAGAUGCUCUCCAUUAUUAUUACUUUAUUAUUACUAUUAUUCUCAUUAUUACCAUGUAUUGUGUGGGUUUAUUAAUGUAUAUUCUACCCAAGUCAUGCAUAGAACAGCCCUUGAGACGAGGUUUUUCGUACCACAACACACACACAGAGACAGACUUCAAGGUGUUAUGCAUUCAGAACCAGUAAAUAUGUCUUGUUUGUUUUGUUAAGUAAAGUUAAGGAAGUAUUAAAGUCUUGUUGAAAUAAAAUGAUUAGCAUAGUCUAAAUGGUGAAAAAAUUAGUUUGUAUAGGAAAAAAUGUGUUCAUGAAAUUCCAAGAGAGUGAAGUCUUGUUUGUUGAAGUAAAUGGUUUGGUAUAAUCUUUAAGCUGAAAAAAAGUUUGUACAGUGGUACCUCGUAAUUCGAACUUAAUUGGUUAAUUUGGGCUGUUCGAGUUAGGAAGCAAUUUAUCCCAUUGAAAUGAAUGUAGAAAAAAUUAAUCCGUUCCAGGCCCAAAAAUCCUUAUAUUUUUUAAACAUUUUUAUGGGUUUAUGUUGUGCCCUGUAGCCAGAUCACUCAAAUAUUGUCAACCAGAUAUAUAUUUGGUUGUCAACUAAAUAUUGCCAACACAUGUAAAUGCAUUUUGUGUGGGGAAAUGGAGGAGAGGGAAGGGAAGGACACAGAUGUAAGAUCAUGGAAAAUAUCCAACUGAUUCACCGGCGCUACGCACAGAUUUCCUGGAGUAAAAUAUUGAAAGGCUGUCCUCCUGGACGGCCAGGAGUGCGCAGGAAAAAAUGGCAGUCUCGGGUUGGUGUUUUUUGAGGCUGGAGUCCGCGGUAUCACAUUCACCAACCUGGCUACGCUGGUGGCUUUGUCUGCAGCCGUUUGUUUGUGUUCGAAUUGGAGGACAAAAUUUGUUUGAGAAAUGUGUUCGAAUUGAAAGGCGUUCGAAUCACGAGAUACCACUGUAUAAGAAAAAGUUGUUUAUGUAAUUCCAACAGAGUAAAGUGUUGUUUGUUAAAGUGAAAAGAUUAGCAUAAGCUGAAAAGAGUUUGUACAUGAAAAAAAAGUGUUAGUCAUAUAAUUCCAACAGAGUAAAGUCUUAUUUCUUAAUGUAAAAAGAUAAUCAUGGAGUCCUAAGCUAAAAAGAGUAUGGAUAAAAAAGUUAAUAAAAAAGUUUUCGUCACUCUGUUGACUCCAACAGCGUAUAUAACCAAUAUAUCCACCAAUCAGCCUGUCAGUCCCUGGAGGAAAAAGCUCGCCACUAAGUCAGGUUUAGAGUGAGGGGGGUUGAUCCUCUCAUCCACAAGGGAGCAUAUCAGCUUUCUCUUUUUGUUACCCUUAAGCUGCUUCCAUUACUGCAAAUCUGUACUCUUUUUAAUAAGGGCAGUGAUUAGUGGACUCUUUUGUCUAAGUUAUUUUUUUGCCCUUUAGCUGUUUCCUUUACUGCAAAUAAGAAUAUGUCCUUAUAAGCACUCAAACCAAAUUAGUCUCCAUGAUGAUCAGGUUUUUCGAUUCAGCACCCGACAGAUUUCGUGUAUAAUUUCCUCCAAUUUCUUUCAUUUUAUUGUCACCUCUAACUGGGGACAUUAUUGUAACCUUCUUGUUCCUCAUCACCCAUGGACUGGGGUUACUAACACUCCCACCCACCCUUGUAGUGUUGUGUAGCCACCGCACCUGAAAUGUCAUCAAUAACCACAUGUAAACAGAGGAAUAAAGAAUGUAUUAGAGGCUCA
Eriocheir sinensis (Chinese mitten crab) is the source of this 11225-nucleotide messenger RNA. RefSeq names its product acid ceramidase-like. Gene Ontology annotation, cellular component: lysosome. The transcript is spliced from 10 exons. Lineage: Eukaryota; Metazoa; Arthropoda; Malacostraca; Decapoda; Varunidae. Bases 726 to 1952 code for a protein of 408 amino acids. Gene Ontology annotation, molecular function: N-acylsphingosine amidohydrolase activity; fatty acid amide hydrolase activity. The record is from RefSeq and is a predicted model, not a curated record. Gene Ontology annotation, biological process: fatty acid metabolic process.